AUGGAAACUGUACUCGUCGUCGGAGCCUCUGGUAACAUAGGGGUUUCUGUCAUAAUUGCUGCUCUGCGAAGCGGGCGCCGAGUGCUCGCCAUCGUCCGAAACAAUGCCGCAGAACAAAAAAUCAUCCAACACGUUGGGACAAAGGAUGGAAUCACCUUUGUUGAGGCUCAGGUGACAGAUGAGAACAGCGUUCAAAAAGUGGUUGACAGAGUCAAGGCUGGCGGACUCCCAGAUUUCCAGCAUGUCUAUUCCGCCGUGGCCUAUCGAGCUACCAUUCCGUACUUGAUCGAUCAAGGAUAUCCUAACGCCACCUGGACGCUCGUAACAGGAUCGUUGGGUGACUUGGGUUUUGCUGGCGUCACGGCCAUAUCGCAAGGCGCACUUUUCUCCUUGGCAAGCGUGGCCUGCCUAGAGAACCUCAAGACCAAUGUCCGCUUCAAUGAGGUGUAUCUGGGCUAUCGCGUCGACUAUGAUUCGAUCGUCGAGAAGGAAGGAGGAGAUAAUCGCAUGAAAUCCUCCGAGUUUGCCCACGUCUACGAGGCUAUCCUUGCCAACCAGGAUAUCAGAGCUUGUAGAAUAACGGUUUCUGGCCCAGAAGACGUUCAUCAGCUCAAGUACAAAAAGAAGCUCCCGGAAUAUGACUACGACUCACUAUUUGCUGAGUAUAUGUGA
Molecule: messenger RNA, 672 nt
Organism: Trichoderma aggressivum f. europaeum
Lineage: Eukaryota; Fungi; Ascomycota; Sordariomycetes; Hypocreales; Hypocreaceae
Exons: 2
Coding region: 1-672 (223 amino acids)
Source: RefSeq, a predicted model, not a curated record